Molecule: messenger RNA, 4608 nt
Organism: Danio rerio (zebrafish)
Lineage: Eukaryota; Metazoa; Chordata; Actinopteri; Cypriniformes; Danionidae
Source: RefSeq, a predicted model, not a curated record
UGAUGUUUUCUCCACUGUCUCGCAGUAUUGAGAAGAAAAAGCAGUGUAAAGUAAUUUACAGCCGACCUGGAAACUCCAAGAAGUAUUUCAGAGCAUCGCCAUUUCUUCAGCGCUCACACUGCAUGAGAGUCUGUCGGACCGCACUGACAAUAACAACAUGAUCCUGUUGCCGCGAAAACCCGUCAUGAAUUUUUCCACGUUAUACUUUCGAUUGAUUUUACUCUUUGCUCUUUGGAUUUCAGGGAGUGUGACGCACCUGACACAUCGUAAAACAUACACAUUUGUUGCUGGUCUUGCUUUUAACCUUCAGUGCAAUAGAGACAGUCAGAAUGUGACGGUGAGCUGGACUCGUGUUCCUAGUCGCAGCUUGGAAAGUAUCACUGGAAUGAAUAUCAAAGACAACACACUGUGGUUUCUGCCUGCUGACCUCACUCAUCAAGGGUCCUACUCCUGUUUCAGCAGAAAAGGCAAUGAUACCUGGGAAACAAUAUUUGAGGUCUCAGUUAGCAAUGAAACAUGUCCCCACUGGAACAGAAAAGAUGAAUUAACCAGCACAGCAAAACUUGAGUGUUUUCUUCCUCAUAUCUUUAAGAUAGACCCUCAAGCACAAGUGACCUGGCGAAAGAACUGUCAGCCGUUAAACAUGUCUAACAGUAAGGUUCUGCUGGUGGACAGAUCUACAGAGAUGAUUGGACUGCUCACCUGCUUCGUCAACUUUACAUUUGAAGGGCAAAACUAUCUCUCUGCCCAGACUACAGAGGUCUACAUGGGGUCUACAGUUGACGUGGUGACGCCACCAAAAUUGAUCUACCCGAAGCCAAGUCAAACACACAGAGUAACACUUGGUCAAAGUUACAAGAUAAACUGCAAAGCUCUAGUUGGGAUGAACGAUGAUGACGACACUGAUUUAUACUGGUAUACUGACUCCGAUUCUCUGCGUCUGGACUUCGACUUGUCAAGAUUCAAGGAAGGUGAUCAGGAAUACCUGCUGUCUGUUUUAUCCAUCUCAGAAGUCACAGCUGAGCAUUUAAACAUCAACUUCACCUGUAAGGUUGAUCACCCGGCGGGAUCAGAUUCAGGAAGAGUUGUGCUGAUUCUAGCCAGUCAGAAUGAGCGUUAUUAUUGGGUCGGUGUGGGUCUGGUGGCUCUGCUCAUCCUGCUGCUCGCUCUGCUGUUUCUCUGCAGGGUUGAUCUGGUUCUGGCCUACAGGAGUGUUUGCUCACGUUCUGUCGCAUGCAGCGACGGGAAGUGGUACGAUGCGUAUGUGAGUUCUCUGAAUGUGGAUCCGCUCAGCUCUUCUUCUGCUAUGACCUUUGCUCUGCACUUCCUUCCCUCUGUGCUUGAAGAUCUCUACGGUUACAGACUCUUCAUUAGUGGACGAGAUGAACUUCCUGGGGAAGCCAUUCAAGAUGUGGUGUCUGACAGAAUGAACCGAAGCAGGAGACUGAUCAUUAUCCUUACAUCCCAAAGCUGUUCAUCACCUCAGAAACAUGCAUCAGAUAAAGCCCAGGAUUCAGAGUGUAAAAGCUCUUAUGAAGCGUUACGAUCAGCUUACGAGCAGCGUGUGGGUCUGUAUGACGCUCUGGUGAAACAGGGGCUAAAAGUCAUCCUGGUGCAGGUGGAGGAUGGUGUUGAAGAGCAUCUGCUGCCCGAAUCUUUAAAAUACAUCAGCCGAACCCAAGGAAUCCUCAACUGGAGAGAAAACGCCAGAGAACGCACGAACAGAAGGUUCUGGAAACACAUGCGCUACCGAAUGCCGGCCUGUCAGAGACGGAAAGGCACUGAUAGCAUGGUGCUUUGAACAUUAAAAUCCAAAAACGCGGUUUUAAAGAGGUCAUUAACUACCUCUGUUAUUUAUUUUUGCUCUUUGAGGUCAGCUUAUAAGAUCUGUACAUCCAAAAAUAUCCUAAUUUAGAAGUUGAUUAUUUUCUGUGCUGUUUUUGGCCCUCGUUGUAAUGCUCUGUUUGAGUGGGUGUAGCCAAUUGUUGAUUUUAAAGUAAACACCCACUGCGCUGAUUGGCUGACAGUUUUGCAUAUUAACAGAGCUAAACAGGCAGUAGCGCAGAAGUGGGCGUGGAGCUUAUGUGGAGGCGGAGCUUUGCCACUAUUACAUCAUGAAGCAGACCUUUCCAGAAUCUGCUGUUUUGUCAGUCGGCCUUCAAUAUGGGCAGAUUUUAGAGAAACUUACAGAAAGUUUUUAAUAGUGCUGUGAGCUCUAAUCUGACAAAAAAAAAAAUUUUUUUUUAGUUUAUGACCUCUUUAACUUCAUGCCAUUUGUAUCUUGAUUUAAAGGAGUCAUGAGCAGUGUUGCCAGAUUGGAAAUGUCAAAGUAUCGUACCAGAACCUCAAAAUUAUCGUAUUUGGAGGAAAAUUAUUGUACACGAGUCAAACUGAGAGUAUACAGCUAUUAUCUAGACACAUAGCGUUUUGACACAACAUGCAAAUUACCACAAUACGCUAAAAAAAAAAACUAGGUGCCUUAGUGGGAAGGUUCAAACUCCACCUUUGAGUUGCUGUCAUUGAAUGUUGCAUGUUGCCAGAUGUUAAGGCAUUUAUUUUUCGGUACAAAUUGGAUGCCGUAAUGGACUGCAAAAUAGUACUGGUUGGCUUGAAAGCAGUGCACACUCUGAGGUGUGCAUGCUUUGUUUUGAUGAGACUAACUUUGGAAAAACCAUGUUCACAAGACGCAUUUGAAUGGGGAAAAACGAGAACAUCAAAGGAAAACUCCCAUCCUUCUCACCUUCCUUUACAGCAUGAAUUGUUUUAACAUUAUUGUUUAAAAGAUCGACCUCAAACUGAAAACUACUGACCUAACCAUGGGCACGCGCAGCAGGAGCGUUAACUCGUGAGAGAGAGCCAUUCUCCACGUUGAUUGGCUGAGAAGAUGCAACAUAAGAUGAGAUAGAAAACGUGUCUAACUCCACCUACUCCUCACAGACAGUACAGAAAAGAUGCAGCUAGAUCAAUAAGUAAAGAAGCCCGAAGAUUACAAUGAAGUUACUGUUAAAUGCCAUAAAAUUCUGAAAUUAUCGUACAUUAUAGGAUUUUUUUCAUUAUUGAUCGUACAUCGUACAGAGGUCGAAAUUAUCGUACAAAUACGAUAAUUAUCGUAUGUCUGGCAAGACUGGUCAUGAACUACCUCCGUUUUUUUUAUUGUACUUUUCUAUAAGGCUCACUUAUGAGGUUAUUACGAUUCUUGUACAAAAAAAAUCAUAAUUUAAAUGUAAUUGAUUAUUUUCUUUGCUGUUUUUGACCCUCAUCUGAACGCUCUGUUUGAGUGGGUGUGGCCAAUUGUAGACUCAGAGGCGGAGCCUAUCCACUUUUACAUCAUAGAGCAAAACUUUCUAGAAUCUGUGGUUUUGUGAGACGGCCUUCCAUAUAAGCUGAUUUUAGAGGGAUCACAGAGUGUUGAGUUCUGAAACGUACAGGAUGUUUUUAUAGUACCAUGAACUCUCAUAUCACAAAUACUUAAGGAAAAGUUUGUAUUUCAGUUCAUGACCCCUUUAACUCCAUGCCAUUUUAUUUUUAUCUUCAUCUAAAGAGGUCAUGAACUACCUCAGUUUUUUGUAUUGUUCUUUGAUGCUCACUUAAAAUAUUUUUAGGAUUCUUACACACACACAAAAAACAUCAUUUAGAAGUAAUUGACUAUUUUCUUUGCUGUUUUUGACUCAUCUGAACGCUCUGUUUGAGUAGGUGUGGCCAAUUGUAGACUGAAGUAAACGCUGUAGAGGCGGAGUUUAUCCACUGUAUUACAUAGUAGAGCAGAACAUUCCAGACCUUUGUAGUUUUCUUAGUCGGCCUUCAAUAAAAGCUGAUUUUAGAGGAACCACAAAGUGUUGACUUCUGAAACUUAUAAGAGGUUUUAUAAUACUGUAAGCUCUAAUAUGACAAAACAAUAGGCAAGAAAUGUUUUCAGUUCAUGACCCCUUUAACAUAUGCCCUUUUAUUUGUAUCUUGAUUUAAAGGAGUCAUGAACUACCUCAGUUUUUAAUUGUGUACUGUUAUUUAAGGCUCAAUUAUGAUGUUAUCAGGAUUCUUACUGAACAAAACACAUCUAUUUUCUUUGCUGUUUUUUGAGUGGGUGUGGCCUAUUGUAGACUAAAGUAAAGGUCCACUGCUCUGAUUGGCUAAUGGUUUUACAUAUUAACAAAGUUAAACAGGCAGUGCUGUAGAAGUGGGCGUGGAGCUUAUGGGGAGGCGGAGCUUAUCCUGUCUAUUACAUCACAGAGCAGAACAUUCCAGAAUCUGUGGUUUUCUCAGUCGGACUUUAAUAAAAGCUGAUUUUAGAGGAACCACAAAUUGUUCAGUUCUUAAACUUACAGGAUGUUUUUAUAGUACUGGGAGAUCUAAUAUGACAAAAAACUAAGGAAAAUUAGAUUUUUCAUUUCAUGACCCCUUUAACAUGUCUUUUCUAUUUGGAUGUGUUAUUUGAAGGAGUCAUUAGUUUGUUGUGUACUGUUCUUUGAGGCUAACUUAUCCUCAUACUGUAAAUGUGAAUACAAGACCUACACUAGAUCAUGGAUAUAUAGAGAAGGUUAUGAUUUAGCAUAUUGUGAGUUUGUUUUAAUUUAUGAAACAUUUACUAAUACAGGUAAUGCCAGUUGCAAA